AUGGCGGAGGUAUCCGUAAAUACGCGAGCUCAUUGUAAACUACUUUUGCACGCCGCUAAAUACCCUCACAGAGCCGUCAACGGACUUUUGCUAGCAGAAGACCCCAAAUCAAAAGAGAGUCGUAAAGUUAAGAUUUUAGACUGCAUUCCUCUCUUUCACAUAACGCUAGGCCUGGCUCCGAUACUGGAAGUGGCGCUAACACAGAUUGACACAUACUGUAAGAGUUGUGGAUUGGUAAUAGCUGGCUACUACCAAGCUAACUCACAUUAUUCAGAUAUCAAGCCAGAUCAUGUAGCUGCAGUUAUAGGGAAAAAACUCCAUGAAUAUUUCAGUGAUGCAGUUCUAUUUAUGGUUGAUAACUCCAAGAUGUCAUCAGAGAAGGAUGGGGAUUUGUGCAGGUUAUAUUACUUGAAAGAUACACACUGGGCCUUAGCAGAUAAAAAGUAUAUGGUGGAAGAAGGUGCGGUGUCUAUAGGAGCGUCGCUGAUGAGGUCAGAAGCAUCGCGGUCGUUAGUAGAUUAUGAUAAUCAUAUGGAUAAUAUUACGAUGGAUUGGAGAAACACGGAAAUCAAUAGCUUGAUUGAGAAAUGCACAUAGAGUUCUUGUUGGUCAGACAAGAGUGAGAACAUUGUGUCUGUUGAAUUAUGUUGACUUAAUAUGGAUACAUGUAUAUAACACAUUGGGGACCUCUGUCCACCUUAUGCCACUCUGUCCAAAUAUGACAAUGGCCUGUUACCAGUAGCCCAAGGAAUUAGGCAUUGCAUCUUUCAUAUACUGAGGAUAUAAACCUCCUUAAAGAGGACCUUUAUCUUUAGUAUUCAUAUAAUGUGUAAUUUGUUAGGCUGUAUUGCUGUGAAAUUAUAUGUGGAUCGGCCCUCCAAAGUGAGUCAAUGUAAGUCAACCCCUCUACACUCCAGACUCACCACAACAACCUGACUCUCCCUCCAAACCCUACCUGACUGCCUCUCCCCAGAAUUCAACACCUGGGCCUCCAUGACCGAGGGGGUUAACUGGCCAGCCCAGCGUAGUGACACUGGAGCCUGUCACCAGUGUGGGUGCUGUGAGUUCAAGUUGGCUUUCUCUCCGGCCUAGGUGGGAAAGUUUCCUCCCACCAUUCUGCUGGCCGCUGUCGUAUGAGUGAAAUAUUCUUAAGUAUGGCAUAAGACACCAAUCAAAUAAAUAAAUAGGUAAAUGUUCAGGUUUUCAUUGGUAGGGACAGAAUUGUUACAGUUAAGCCACUUGUUUGUGUACAAAUUUGUUUGGUUUAGUGUGACCUCAUGUCCAGGUAUUUAGUAUGCAUCACAGACAGUUAUAACAAUGAAUUUACAUUGAUUAAGUUCCUAGUGCACAACUUAUUCUCCGAAUAUUUAAUAUAAUUUUUUUUUCUCAUAAGUUAUCUCCCUUUGUACCAAGAUAGAUGUUAACAAUUCUGUUUGUACACUGUUAUAUCUGCAUGUUAUCUGUACAUGUGUUGAUGUUUAAAGAAAAUCUACCUGUACAUGUAGCUGUGAAACUCAGUUUUACAGUUCUUUUGUUUCUGUUUGGACUUUUCUGGAAAACGCUGUAGUUUCCUUCAAGCCUGUCCUGUUUAAAGCUUGUUAUGACUUUGGUUCACUUAGACAGUUUUUUUUUUUUUUGAAUACUCAGGCUUUUGGUGGACCUGUCAUAAAAUUAAUACUGUUCUGUAAUUCUUCUAAUUUUUAGGACAGAUAGCAGUGCUGAAUUCCAAAAAAAAAAAAUGUUUGGAAAAUCGAAAAUAUCCACAUGUUGUUUAUUAGAUGGACUAAUCCUGUGACAAAAGUGAAACAGUGUAUUGCUAUUACAACUAUAUCUCUUAAAAGGACUAAAAAUUACAAGAAUUACAAUAUGAACUUGGCGGUGAUCUUUGUGCUAUGUAGCUAACACUUGUAGGACUGUGAAAGACCUUAACAUCGGGGAGUUUUUAUACUAGACUCCAGUAAAAAUGCCCUGAAGCCCAAGUCAGAUUUUAUCACAGUGAUUAUCGUAGUGUGAGCAGUGGUAUAAACAGUCAAUGUCACAUUUUCACUGAGAACAAAUGAGCAUCAAAAAUGUUUGCACAGAUAGCAUGAUUUUGUAACUCAAUCCUUGUUGCUAGAUGUAUGUUCAGUUAACCUACUGUUACACUACAUCACUGAUUGGUUGUAUUGUCCGCAUCACUUGGAAAUUAUUAAAGUGGUGACAGGUCAUUCCUGAGAUACGUUUAUGAAGAAUUGUUAAUCAGUGAAUUAUCUUAAAGUAUAAAAUGACAGUAAAAACCCAAACUUUAGGUUUUCCCCCAUGGGGUGGGUGGGAUUUGAUGCCCUCAAGGAAAAACAUUAAUAUGAAUAUCAUUGGCAUAUGUAGUGGUUUAGUCUAAAAGUAUGUUAAUACUUACUUCAUUCAGAUGUAUUUAUAACCAUUUCUGUUCCCAUACAAGUAUUGAUUGGUCCAUUGCAUGUGUCUAGUGAAAAGUUAAGUUAAUCAUUUCUGGUUGGCAGAAAAUGUUAUGUGAUCAUUUUCUUGUUUGUGAGAUUUAGUCGGUCAGUGGAUGAACAGGUGACAACAGAGAACCACUGUGAUUGGUGCAGAUCGUCACAUCUUCAUAAUGUCUAUGCUGUCUACUUUGUUUUUUAUUUCAACACCAGAAGAUGGUAAUAAAUGAUCAUCUUGUGUUAUCC
Liolophura sinensis is the source of this 2678-nucleotide messenger RNA. RefSeq names its product ER membrane protein complex subunit 8-like. NCBI's taxonomy places the organism in Eukaryota, Metazoa, Mollusca, Polyplacophora, Chitonida, Chitonidae. Bases 1 to 597 code for a protein of 198 amino acids. The transcript has 5 exons. Gene Ontology annotation, cellular component: EMC complex. The record is from RefSeq and is a predicted model, not a curated record.